This is a messenger RNA of Penicillium riverlandense, 3111 nucleotides long. RefSeq lists its product as uncharacterized. Gene Ontology annotation, biological process: regulation of DNA-templated transcription; DNA-templated transcription. The transcript is spliced from 2 exons. Lineage: Eukaryota; Fungi; Ascomycota; Eurotiomycetes; Eurotiales; Aspergillaceae. The record is from RefSeq and is a predicted model, not a curated record. The coding region runs from base 1 to 3111 and encodes 1036 amino acids. Gene Ontology annotation, molecular function: DNA binding; zinc ion binding; DNA-binding transcription factor activity, RNA polymerase II-specific.
AUGGACAAAGAGGGCCUCGAUUUAUCCGAGGACCAGACCAGUCCGCAGGUGCAAUGCUCCAUCUGCAGCAGCACCUUUCGUCGCCCGGAACAUCUCAAGCGUCAUAUGCGCAGCCAUACCAAGGAGAAGCCUUUUGAAUGCGCCCAGUGUGGCCGGCACUUCUCACGGACCGACACCCUCCAUCGCCAUGAGCUGAGCCACCAUCUGCCCGGCAGCGAAGGGGGUAAAGAGCAUACCCACCGGAUCACCGUCAAGACCUUCCGCGCCUGUUUUAGCUGUGCGACGGCCCGCGUGCGAUGCAGUGGGGGUGAGCCGUGUGGACGGUGUGACGGCCGCUCCCUCGCGUGUCAAUAUCCGACAGAGAGACGGUCAAAGAAGGGCCGGAGAGAGGGCUCGCAGGGUACGGAGUCGCGGCCGCUUCAUCGUGCCUCGCAGACCCGCAAACGUCGUGUGGAGUCGGCUCCAGAGACAACAUCUCAACCAAGUGGACAACCAAGAUUAUCCCCAGAUUAUUCAGGCAAUGUGUUUCCCAGUGGUGUGCAGAAUCAACCAACACAUCCUCCGUCAAAUGGCGAUCAGGCAUCGAACACAGACAGAAUGCCAAUGGAUAUCUAUGCCAAUACAGACCGGCCUCAACCAUACCCAAGUAUGCCCAAUUCCGACAUUCCCUUCUCAGCCAAUGCGGCCAUGGGCACCGACAUGAGGGACGUUCCACAAGGAUUGCACAGUGCGGGAGUUGAUAUUGACACGGCUAUGGCGGGCAACCUGGACUUUGACCCGGCAUUCUUCGAGCAGUCUAUGCUGUCCACGAUCAACUGGCUCCCCCAUGAAUUCUUUGCAGGCCCACCAAACGAUCAAAUGCAGUCGUCAAGACUUCCUUCCCAACCCAACCAGCCUUUCUUUCCAGAUGCCCAACUAGCUCGCACCACAUGGCAGCCACCAGUAAUCCAAGCUGGCCAGGGGAGUCCCUCAAUGCCAGGGAAUAUCUCUCAGACGCCGUCGGGACAUCUGUCUAUGGGAACCGACAUGGGCAGUCCAAAUCAGUAUACCCAUAUGGUGGGCGAAACAUCCCCUCACGCCGAAUCGGUCGAUUCUGCCAAACGCUCAGCGGACUACUAUGUCGACGGGGCUGGUGCUCGACUGCCCAAGUAUAGGAGGAAACAGGCUCCGUGGUCAAGCUCCACCGAACCGACUACCGUCACCCGUCAACUACCGCUUGGUGCGGGUGAAGGCCGAUAUUCAUUCCCUCUGAUCCAGGAAAGCCCCGUGGACAAUAUAUCAGAAGAAGUGCGCCGAUUUACCAGAGGGAUCAACUCUUCCGUCUAUGACGAGAUUUAUCACCAAUUCAUAAUGCUGUGCCGCAACGACAACCCCAUCUUCCCACAAUUUGAGACCGACAACUUCCCAUCGGCGCAACACUGCAACCAGUUUAUCGCAUUCUACUUUGAGUCCUUUCAAGCCGUAUACCCAAUUCUUCAUCUCCCCACCUUCGAUCCCAAUACCUGCCAUUGGCUUUUGAUGCUGGCCGUCGUAGCCAUCGGGUGCAAUGUUGCAAAUAUAAGUGAGACAACUCAGUGCGCAGCUGCUUUUCACGAGAUGCUCCGGCGAGCUUUAUAUGUUGAGGUAGGUUGGCCCUCUUCGCUGACGAGCAUGCACGCUAAUCAUUGUGCGAAACAGAAAGAAAAGUGUCACCUUGGCGAGACCUCGCCUGAGAUUCUGCUGGCGAUGCUGCUGAAUUGUAUUGGACUGCUUCACUCUGGAAGCGAACGAGCCAGACUUUUAGCGAUGGGUAUCUUCCGCGAUUUGGUGACGUUCACGAAGCGAGAGCAGGUGCUAGCACCCUCACUGAAUCCGAGAAUGGAACCAAAUGGUCUCUCUCAAGAGGAACACUGGAUUGCAUGGGUUCGGGAUGAGAUCCGGCGACGCACUGGCUAUUGCAUAUGGCUCCUGGACUGCACCCUUGCAUACUACUUUGAUGACCGACCUCUACUGUCCCUGGACGAUGGACAGGCUGCAUUACCAGCGCACGAGAAGUUGUGGCAAGCAGACUCGCCCGAGAGUUGGCGACAUCUGUGGGAUAAAUCAUCUGGUAUGAUCGUUUCGUCCAUAAUUUACCAUAACUAUCUGCUAACACCCUCAGUAAACGAAUCACUCUACGACGCUGUACAAAUCAUCUACAUUGAAAAGAGACUCAUCACCGCAAUCGGCGAAUUUAGCCAUAUCCUGCUCAUCCACGCACUCUACCACCGCAUGUGGGAAGUAGGCGACUACUUCCGCCGCCCCCUCUCGUUCUGGAACCCAACCGCCAAAAAGCAGUCUCGCGAGAGCGCCAUCCCCACGGGAUCUGUCUGGCUCCCCGGAAUCCCCUCCUACUCCAAAUGGCGCAACAGCGCCUGCGACUGCCUAGACAUCCUCCACUGGACCGCCAACAGCACAAUCGCCAAAGCAGCGGGCCUGGAACAUCCAACCGUGCUCCACCUCCACGCCUCCCGACUCAUCCUCCUCGCUCCCUUCCGCGAGAUCCGCUCUCUCGCCACGUCCCUCGCAGAGGGGACGCUUCGCUGGAGCAAGCGCCACCAGACACUCGAGUGGCAGUAUAUCUGGCGCUGGGCGAAACACGACCAAUACAAAGCCCGUCUUUCCCUCAUCCACGCAGGCGUUACCCUCUGGCAUGUCCGGCGGUACUCGACAAACGCAUUCCACGAGCCCGUCGCCGCCUUCCUAGCCGUGCUCACCCUCUGGGCCUACGGCCUAUGCCACGCUCACGCUGCGCCUCUGCCUCCCGCAGAGACAAACAGUCCGCGUCUACAGGGCUCGCAGCCGGAGCCGAGUUUCAUUCACCUCGACAGACCCUGCGAUGAUGAGCUCGUGCAGCUGUUUGUGAGGGAGGGCCAUGCCAUGACAGGUAAUGUUACUGGCGUGGGGGAUAUUUGUGCGCCUGAUGGUCCGGAGAGGAUCUUACGGGUUGGAUGUGAGACCCUGGCGGGCUUGACGGCUUGGGGUCUCUCGAAGCAGCUUGCUGCUGUUUUGUCGCGUAUGGCGGAUCGGGUUCCGCGCUUGUCUGGUGCGGAGAAUAGUCGUGGCUUUGAGGCGAAUGCUGUGGACUCAUAA